Myzus persicae (green peach aphid) is the source of this 2355-nucleotide messenger RNA. RefSeq names its product DNA-directed RNA polymerase II subunit RPB1-like. Lineage: Eukaryota; Metazoa; Arthropoda; Insecta; Hemiptera; Aphididae. The transcript has 2 exons. The record is from RefSeq and is a predicted model, not a curated record. Bases 180 to 2012 code for a protein of 610 amino acids.
GACCCGAGCAGAACGAUGUGCGAUUCGUAUUGCCGACCGUCCUACAGCAAGAAGAAGACCGUCCGUUAAUAUAUUAAUAUCAUCGCCGCACGGCGAACAUCAAAAUAUAACAUUCUUCUUGUACGUCUUUUCGUUUUCAUUAUCUCAUCGGAUUACGAUUUUCACCGCUCACUGACGUCAUGUUGUUGAAGUUAACGCCGUUUUUGGCGGCUGUGAUUUUUUGCUGCGCAGCGGUUACAGUAAACGUAGAAGACAAACCGACAGAGAAACCAAUCGAUAAACGGAACACAGUCAAUGGUUAUGGUUCUUACGCCGGCGGUUAUGCUCCGGCCGUAGAUUACGGUGCGGCGGCAGGACAAGAAGGCGUUGCGGCUUACCAAUACGCCGCAGCGGCUCCGAUCGCAACCGGUCAAUACGCCGCGGUGCCGGCGGCUGCUUCCAUCGGUGCCUUAGUGGUGCCCACCAACCAGCUGUUCUACCCGCAGCAACAAGCUUACGGAUACUCGCCAGCUCCAGCUUACGCCGCCCCGCUGACUUCGGUGGCUUAUAGCGCCUAUCCGGCCACGACUUAUGGCUUCCAGUCACCCACUUACAGUGCCGGUCAGUCGGCUGCUUAUAGUGCUGGUCAGUCGGCCGCUUAUGGUGCUGGUCAGUCGGCCACUUACGGUUCCGGUCAAUCGUCCACUUACGGUUCCGGUCAAUCGGCUGCCACAUCUGCUUACAGUUCACCACCGGUCGCUUCAUAUAGCGCAUCGUCCUCAACACCAUAUAAAUCAGGACCCGUGACAUUCGGCAAACCGGAAGCCGAUUUGCAAACCAACUUUGCACCAUCUUACCAAACGUCCGCGGGACUUAGCAAUUACGUUUCUUCAUCUUUCAAGACCAACAAAUAUCCGUCGUUCUCGCCGUCCUCCUACCCGUCCACGUCUAGCGAAUACUACUCAUCACAACAAUCAUCGUCAUACGGUUCACCGUCCAAACCCAGUAGUUACCCAUCCUCUGUGUACCCAUCCGACAACUCGUAUAACAAAUUCAAGUACCUGCCACAGAGUUCAUUGUACGGUGGAUCAUCGUACAAACCAUCCCCAUCUGCCCAUUACAAACCAUCGUCGCCGUACGAUGCGUUCGCACCAUCUUAUGGACAAUCUUCGUCCUACUCGUCUUCACCACAAAAGUACAGUGGCUCUCCUUCGUACGGUGGUAGCUCUUCAUCUUAUGGUGGUAGCUCUCCAUCUUACGGUGGUAGCUCUUCUUCUUACGGUGGUAGCUCUCCUUCUUACGGUGGUAGCUCUCCAUCUUACAGUGGUAGCUCUCACUCGUACGGUAGUAGCUCUCCAUCUUACAGUGGUAGCUCUCACUCAUACGGAGGAAGCUCUCCUUCUUACGGUGGUAGCUCUCCCUCGUACGGUGGUAGCUCUGCCUCGUACGGUGGUAGCUCUCCCUCUUAUGGUGGAAGCUCUCCCUCAUACGGUGGUAGCUCUCCCUCUUAUGGUGGAAGCUCUCCCUCGUACGGUGGUAGCUCUUCAUCGUACGGUGGUAGCUCUCCCUCUUACGGUGGUAGCUCUCCUUACGGUGGUAGCUCUCCCUCGUAUGGCGGUAGCUCUCACUCAUACGGUAGUUCGUCUCUGUACGCUGGUAGCUCUCCUUCUUACAGCGGUAGCUCUUCUUCGUAUGGUUCACCAUCCCCGUACAAACCAUCGUAUGGAUCAUCAUCGCCUUACAAAUCGUCGUCCCCUUACAAAACGCCAUACAGCAGCUCUGGUCCAUCAUAUGAACCGUCAUCCCCUUACAAGUUGUCUCCAUAUUCUGGCGGAUCAUCCUACGAAGGAUCUUCAUCUCCAUACAAAUCUUCAUCGUAUGAAGGAUCUUCAUCUUCUUAUAAGUCACCAUCCUAUUCAUCCGGUUCAUUCAAACCAAUUGCUUCUUCCUACUCUCAGAGCGAAUAUGAAUCACCGUCAUCUUCUCUUUACAGUUCUAAGCCAAGUUCAUACGAAUACAGUUCUAAAUAUUGACACAAUACAAUGUUCCUUUUUUAGAUAAAUUAAUUUUUAUGAUAAAAGACGUUUAGAUUGUAUGUUUAAAUUUGAAACUUGUGUUUUUUAAAAAUGAAUUAUACAAUCAAGUUAUUUUGAACUGUUGAACAAUUUGAAACAUGUUAGUUCACAAAUAUUUGUUUUUGUAUUAAUAUUAAGGGCUUUAUUUAAAUUACAUUUAUGAAUUAGUGAUUAAAAUUAUAUUAUUAUAAGUGUAAUAAUACGUUAUUUAUUUGAACAGAGAUCAUAAUUAACAGCAAUCAAACAUUAUAUUUAUGAAUUAUAUAAACCAAAUAUAUCUAUAACUAUUUUUUUAAAUAUA